This is a messenger RNA of Siniperca chuatsi (mandarin fish), 1856 nucleotides long. RefSeq names its product trypsin-3-like. The transcript is spliced from 5 exons. Gene Ontology annotation, biological process: proteolysis. NCBI's taxonomy places the organism in Eukaryota, Metazoa, Chordata, Actinopteri, Centrarchiformes, Sinipercidae. The record is from RefSeq and is a predicted model, not a curated record. The coding region runs from base 917 to 1651 and encodes 244 amino acids. Gene Ontology annotation, molecular function: serine-type endopeptidase activity.
UCCUGCAAUAAUGCAAUAUGAUCACUGAACCAAAGAAAAAUAAACCAUCACAAUGCAAUCAUGUUAAAGAUUAUACAUAUAUACCCCAUAUGUGAGUAGAUGUCAGUUGGGACUGGGCUGCUGGAAAGAAAGGCAUAUAUAUUAAUAUCAAUAUAUAUCGAUCUUGUUAGUUAAACUGCUCACUACUCAAAAACAAAAUCUGUAACUAGGGGUCACAAGUAAACACUGGUUUGUAUUAGGGGGUCAUAAGCACUCAGUUUAAUGAUAAUCCGAUUAUCUACACCACUCGUUUCCAAGCUUUUUUACUUUUAUAGCCAAAUAAUGCCUACUUACGACCCCUCAUCACAGGUUGCAUGUGUCCAUAAGUUGUGAGCAGUUGAAGCAGAAAUGUAUAUUUUAAUCAUCUUGUGAUCCCUGAGAUGUAUCUUGUGUCCUGUCUGGAACAGUCUUAUCAGGUUUUCUAUGGAUUACUGAGAAACCUCUUGAAUGUUCCUGCAGCCCACUGCUGAGUUAAGACAAGUGACACCUGCAAACUCUGAAGUGCUAUCAGGCAUAUCCACAGUUUAAGUAAGCUAUUGUAUUUCAAUAUAUAUCCUGACAAAAGUGCGGAUAUGAAAGCUUGAGUUCCACACUUACACCUGUGCAUAUUAGGCCUCACUGGGUUGAAAUUACAUAAUUGCUGAUUAAACAAGAGCACUGCUCAAUCAGAAGUUGCCCUAAGUGGCCUGGGAGUUUUAUCUCAGUUUUGACAUCACUCAAGGUCUUGCUGUUGCCUUCAGCCAUAUGGCUCUUUCCCAGAACAGAGUUUUGUGUUUUACCUUCCUGACCUUGAGAAAUUUGGGAACGUAAAGGGCAGAACAGGUGUAUAAAAACAGUUACAGCGAGGACUUUCUCUUACAUCCAGAGGGAAGUUACCAUGAAGGCUGUGGUAUUCCUGGCUUUGCUUGGAGCAGCGUUUGCUGCAGCUGAGGAUGAUAAGAUUGUCGGAGGGUAUGAGUGUCCCAGACACUCUGUUCCCUAUCAGGUGUCUCUGAACGCUGGAUACCACUUCUGCGGUGGAUCCCUCAUCUCCAGCCAGUGGGUGGUGUCUGCUGCUCACUGCUACAAGUCUCGUGUCCAGGUCCGUCUUGGUGAGCACAACAUCGCUGUGAACGAGGGCACAGAGCAGUGGAUUGAUGCCGCCAAGCUGAUCAAGCACCCACAGUACAACAGCUACAACCUGAACAACGACAUCAUGCUGAUCAAACUGAGCCGACCCGCCACCCUCAACAGCUACGUCCAGACCGUGGCCCUGCCCUCUCGCUGCCCCGUGGCCGACGAGAACUGCCUGGUGUCCGGAUGGGGCAACACGUCCGCCAACGGCAACAACUUUCCUGACAGGCUGCAGUGCCUGAGGCAGCCCAUCAUCGACGACAGGAUGUGCAGGAACGCCUACCCCCACCUCUUCACAGAGAACAUGGUUUGCUCCGGAUUCAUGCAUGGAGGUGCCAGCAGCUGCCAAGGAGACUCUGGUGGUCCUCUGGUGUGUAAUGGUCAGCUGCAGGGAGUCGUGUCCUGGGGUUAUGACUGCGCCAUGCAGGGACACCCCAGCGUCUACACCCGUGUGUGCCGCUACAACAGCUGGAUCAGCACCGUCAUGAGCAACAACUGAACAAACAGUCGCCCAUACAUCCAAGUGCAAGCUGACAUUACAACACCAUACUCAGUGCUCAUACUCUGUUUAUUUGGAACACCUUAUGUAUUAUUGUGUCAUUCAUAUACGUUUCAUAAAUAACAUGUUUAGGCAUAAUAUUCUGUAGCCAAUAGUUAAGACAAAGAAUUGGAUAAAUCAAUAAAAAUAUACAUUAGCAUCUGCA